UACCACAGAGAGACAGAGACGGCAGCGAGACCAAUGACAAUGACGCACAUGCUCCACGCACGUGAGAUAACGGCGCCGCCAAUCAUCGCUCGUCCUUUUUAUCCAUAUCAUAGAUUUAUAUCAGAGCGAUGGUCUACUACAUACGCUUCCUGAAACCCCCCAAACUGCAGCAUGGCAAGAAUGGACUUGCCACGGCCUCGGCGCUGAUUUCGAUCACCACCGACCUGGGUGACGCUUUCCUGGCCGAGGAUGUAUCACUACAGGCGCAACUGAUCGCAGGAGACACAAAUACCGUUCUACAGAAGAAAGAUUUGUUGUGGCAGGCUGGGAAAAGAGAGCUACCGGUUUCAAUUGGGCCUAUUCGGUUUGGCUUGAAGAACCAGCCGAUUGGCCUUGCCAUAGGAAUCAAAGAUGCCUCCAGUUCUGUUUUUCACGACGAGUUGAAUGACUCUACAACCUUGCCGUUGGUUAUGUCCGGAUGGAGCGCAUCUUUUGGCGGGUCAGAAUCUGCCACUGCUGCGAAGCUUGUUGAGAGACGGUUCAAUCUGGAGGAACACGGCCAGCUGAGGAUCUGGGAGGAGACGGGGAAUAAUAUAGCGCGUCAUAUAUGGGACGCAGCCCUAGCUGCAGUGAUAUGUCUGCAAAGCGCAAUCACGAAUUCCCCAUCAUCGGAACUACAGAAACUACAGUCUCGGUUUCAACACGGCACCAACAAGACCCUUCGCGUAGUCGAGCUCGGCGCUGGAUGUGGGAUUGUCGGCAUCGCUCUAGCCCAGAUGCAGCCUCGCAGCGCUGUCAUACUCACCGAUCUCCCCGAAGUCAACGACAUUGUGUCUCGCAACAUGAGGCUUGCACAUCUGGCGGCUGGGUCGAGCGUCGAGUUCCAGGUGCUAGACUGGGAUGAACCGCACGGGGAUGUCUUUGCAGACGGGCUGGACCUGAUUCUUGUCUCUGACUGCACGUACAAUGCCGACAGCCUUCCUGCGCUGGUGCUGGUGCUGAGCCAUGCCACCCGCAGAUCGCCAGAUGCUCUGGUCUUGGUGUCCCUCAAGAGGCGGCACGACAGCGAGGCGGUCUUCUUCGAGCUGAUGCAGGCGGCCUCGUUCCGCAUUGUCGAGCAGACGGCAGUGUCUCUCCCGGCAGCGUACUCGGAAGCAGACCGCAUUGAAAUAUAUGGGUUUCAACAUGUACACACACAUACAUAAUAGUAUAUAUAUGUAUAUAUAUACUACAUGAGUACAUAUGUAUGAGUAUGAGUGUUACAAUGAAGGCCUCUGAUUGGCUGCAGCCUGGGAUAUGUGCGUCAUUUGCUAGCUGCAUCUGGCUAGCCACUCGGAGUACAGUGGGGCAAUGGCGGCCUGUGAUUGGCCUGUGCCGGUCCAGAACACAACAAAAAAACAAAAAAAAUGCCAAAUGCGACCGGGUGCCUGCAUGUAUUACUAUUUAAUAUUCAUACAUAUUCCUAUUUAAUAGUAUAUAUUUAUAUUUA
Messenger RNA from Talaromyces proteolyticus, 1489 nucleotides. RefSeq names its product putative methyltransferase-domain-containing protein. The record is from RefSeq and is a predicted model, not a curated record. Bases 129 to 1205 code for a protein of 358 amino acids. The transcript has 2 exons. Lineage: Eukaryota; Fungi; Ascomycota; Eurotiomycetes; Eurotiales; Trichocomaceae.